Molecule: messenger RNA, 1047 nt
Organism: Closterium sp. NIES-65
Lineage: Eukaryota; Viridiplantae; Streptophyta; Zygnematophyceae; Desmidiales; Closteriaceae
Source: the annotation of a GenBank genome assembly
AUGCCUCCAGACGCGGACACUAACCUCGCCGCCUCGUCUUCCGCCGUGCCGUCCGCGCCUAUGACGCACGAGGACGAGAUAUUUCUGGCUCAGCUACAGGCGAUGCUACAUGAGCCAUGCGGUGGCAAUGCAGCCGGCAUCAGCCUCGUCGGGACGCUUGGCGGCGAGCAACACCCUUCUUCCCCCGCCCCCGCGCCGACCGCUCCCGCAGGCGCUACAUUUGGCGCGCAAGCGGCGAACCAGCCUUCCCCUCUCAGUCACUUCCGCUCGGCUCAGGCAGCGGCGGAUAACUCGAGGCGACGGGAACAUUCCGACGGCCUCCCUCUACCUCUGCCGCUGCGCGCGGCGAAGAGUGUGAAGACGUCUCCGCAAUCUUGGCCCGGAUCGCCUGUGCGCGCUCCGCUAAACGUGCCACGUUCGGCAUUGGACAGCUCGCCCCUCAGAAGAGCCCUAACGGUGGAAAGGACGAAUUUCUCCGACCCGCGUCUCGGGGAGGCUAAGUUCGGAGGUAAUCUGUCGCGCCUCGCUUCCAUGCCAUUGGACCGCGCGAACGCGGCGGCUUCUACGGAUGCACCCGCGGCGGCGACCUCGCCCAAGCGGAGCGCGUCUGGCGACGGCAUGGGCUGCCUUUCUGAUGAGCCACAACGCUCGAGCGGAUCUGGUUCCGCUUCCGCGUCUCCCGCCCCUUCUGCUGGGGUUUCUGCUAAAAAUGCUGCCACUCCGGGUGUUUCCGGGGCAGACGGUUCCGCGGGAAGGGGCCCUUCACAGCUCUCGCGACAGCAGUCUGGGAAAGGUGGCGGAAGAUUCGGACAGCAGAUCAAGCCGAAAAGCUUGACGGAGAAGCACCGGAGGGAGAAGAUCAGCGAGGGAAUGAAUCGGCUGCGUAUGGUGGUUGAUGCGCAUGGUGACGUGGCAUCGAUGCUCAACUAUGCGGUGGAUUAUAUUCAAAACAUGCAGGCUGCUAAUAAGAGCCUGAGGUUGGAGCUUUUGAGGCGCCAGCUGUCGUGCGGUUUAUUCUCUUCCAAGGGCCUGUUCUUCCAGAUGUAA